Messenger RNA from Corapipo altera (White-ruffed manakin), 1356 nucleotides. Its product is annotated as glycine N-acyltransferase-like protein 3. The coding region runs from base 68 to 916 and encodes 282 amino acids. Gene Ontology annotation, molecular function: glycine N-acyltransferase activity. The record is from RefSeq and is a predicted model, not a curated record. Lineage: Eukaryota; Metazoa; Chordata; Aves; Passeriformes; Pipridae. Gene Ontology annotation, cellular component: mitochondrion. The transcript is spliced from 6 exons.
CACCACACGGUCUCCAGGCUCCCGCUCCACAGCUCCAGGACUGUUGCAGGGGUCUCUUGGCAGGACCAUGCAGAUCCUGACGAGCCCAGCCCAGCUGCAGCGCCUGGAGGGCAUCCUGAAGAAGAGCCUGCCCCUCGCCCUGCCGGUGUACGGGGCAGUGCUGAACAUAAACCGGGGGAACCCGGGCGACUCCGAGGUGCUGGUGGACAAGUGGCCCGAUUUCGGCGCCGUGCUGGCCCGUCCCAGAGGAGAGGUGCCAGUGAACGACAGCUACUGGAACACGCAGACAGCGUUCUACCGGGAUUUGGGGGCGUACCGGGCACUGCUGGAGACCCCCGGGUGCCAGCGCUGGGACGCCGCCUUCAUCAUCAUCGGGCUACAGGACGGGCUGACCACGGUGUCACAGGACCUGGCGAGGGCCAAAGGCGUGGAGCUGGACAUCACCGAGUACUACACCUACGUGCACCCCGACCCCAGCACCAUGCCCGAGCCCCGGCUGGACCCCGGCGUGCGGCUGGGCUCCCUGCUCCCCUCGCACGUGGACCUGCUGAACCAGACGUGGCCCUACGGGGGCAACGCCCGCAGCCGGCGCUACCUGGCCGAGCUUUUGGGGCGCUUCCCCCACGUGUGCGUGCAGGACGGCGCCGGGGAGCCCCUCAGCUGGGUGCUGACCGACCAUUUCGGGACGGGCGCCCACGGCUUCACGCUGCCCGCGCACCGCCGGCGCGGCCACAUGCAGGUGGCACUGACGGUGGCGGCGCGGCGGGCGCAGGCCCGGGGGUUCCCCACUUACGGGCACACGGCGCUGCACAACGGGCCCAUGCAGCAGCUGCAGGAGCUGAUGGGCCACCAGCGCCUGCCCGGGAUCUGCCACUACAUCCUGCACAACCCCGGCAUGGACAAGGACGGGCCCUGAAGCCCCGCCAGCUCCUGCCCGGGGCGGGACAAGGGAGAAAAGCCAGCCCCGAAUUAAAGAGUGUUGUGGGGUCUCUGUUGGCUGCUGUGGGGUUGUGUCUCCCUCCAGCACUGACCGUUGCAGCGGUGACACGGCUUGGUGGCUCUCGUGUCACCUCCCCUGGGAGACACCCCGUUACAGGACACGGACCUCAGCUAUUCUCGGCCCCCCCCAGGGAGGGCCUCAGGCAAAUGGUGGCACCUGCAGUGUCACAUCCCCCCCAUGGGAUGGUGUCACCAACAGCUGGGGGUGGCAUGGGCAGGCACAGAGGCUGUGGGUCACCUCCUGGGCGUCCUGGUGGGGACAGGCAGUGACACAGAGGACACAAGGUGAUGGUGUCACGGAGUGAGUCAAGGCAUGGGGAGGUGACGGGGACUGACAGGGGGUGACAGUGCCUGGGG